Aspergillus terreus NIH2624 is the source of this 1461-nucleotide messenger RNA. RefSeq names its product GPI-anchored beta-1,3-endoglucanase EglC (gene bgt2). The record is from RefSeq and is a predicted model, not a curated record. Bases 1 to 1461 code for a protein of 486 amino acids. The transcript has 2 exons. Gene Ontology annotation, molecular function: 1,3-beta-glucanosyltransferase activity; glucan endo-1,3-beta-D-glucosidase activity. NCBI's taxonomy places the organism in Eukaryota, Fungi, Ascomycota, Eurotiomycetes, Eurotiales, Aspergillaceae. Gene Ontology annotation, biological process: cell wall organization; carbohydrate metabolic process. Gene Ontology annotation, cellular component: cell surface; extracellular region; fungal-type cell wall.
AUGCAGCUGACACAGCUCCUCGCUCUUGCGCUGUCGCUCGCUACCUCCGAGGCUGCCUACAAGGGCUUCAACUAUGGCGACAAGAAGCCCGAUGGCAGCAGCAAGUAUCAGGCCGACUUUGCCUCCGAGUUUGAGACCGCCCAGAACCUGGUUGGCGCCCCGGGCUUUACCAGUGCUCGUCUCUACACGAUGAUUCAAGCCGGCACGGCCAACGAUCCCAUCUCUGCGAUCCCCGCCGCCAUCGCCCAGAACACCUCUCUCUUGCUGGGCCUGUGGGCCUCGGGCAACAACAUGAACAACGAGCUGACCGCCCUCAAGGCGGCCAUCAGCCAGUACGGCGAGGACCUCAGCAAGCUGGUGGUCGGCAUCUCCGUCGGCAGCGAGGACCUGUACCGCAACUCGGUGCUGGGCCAGAAGGUCAACGCCGGCGUGGGCGUCGACCCGCACGUGCUGGCCUCGUACAUCGAAGAGGUGCGCUCGACCAUCUCCGGCACGCCGCUCAGCGGCGCCCCCCUCGGCCACGUCGACACCUGGAACGACUGGGUGAACGGCUCCAACGCGGCCGUCAUCGACGCCGUCGACUGGGUCGGCUUCGAUGGCUACCCGUACUUCCAGAACACCAUGGCCAACUCCAUCGACGACGCCAAGGCCCUCUUCAACGAGGCCGUCGCCAAGACCAAGUCCGCCGCCGGCAACAAGGAGGUCUGGAUCACCGAGACCGGUUGGCCCGUCAGCGGUAAGACCGAGAACCUCGCCGUCGCUUCCAUCCCCAACGCCAAGCGCUUCUGGGAUGAGGUCGGCUGCCCGCUCUUCGACAACACCAACACCUGGUGGUACACCCUCCAGGAUGCGUUCGGCGCCUCCGUUCCCAACCCCAGCUUCGGUAUCGUCGGCAGCACCCUGACCACUCAGCCCCUGUUCGACCUGAGCUGCUCCAAGUCCAAUACGACUUCCUCGUCUGCCAUCGCCAGCCCGACCAGCACCGCCGCUGCCGCUGGUGGUGUUGCCGGCGGUAGCACCGGUUCUGCCUCUGGCUCUAGCACCGGCACUGGCUCUAGCUCUGGCUCUGGCUCCAACUCCAACACCGGCGCAGCUUCUGGCGCAGUCGGUGCCGCCGACCGUGAAACCUCGGGAACCUCCGGAUCAGCCAACACCAACGGCACCUCGGGCUCGGGCUCGGGCUCGAACUCCACCAGCGGACAUGGCUCGAACGUGACGGUCCCGACGCGUCCGACGUCUGUGAGCAACGUCAGCCCGAGCAAGAGCAGCAGCGCCCUGUUCACUGGCGCUGCGACCAGCAUGGGGGCGUCUCCGUCGUCUGUGGGCAAUGUCGGUCCGAGCAAGAGCAGCGGCGCGGCGUCUCCGUCGUCGACGACCAUGUUCACUGGUGCUGCGACCAGCGUGUCGGCGCCUGUUGUGCAUGUGGUGCUGCUCGCUUUGAUGAUGGUUAUUGCUGCUUAA